CACACUGCUUGCUUUCUCCACCAUCGAGGCGUACCAUGGCUUCGACUGCAGAGGAAAAGUUUCAACUCAUUACCCGCAGGCUAGACGAGGUCCUCGGCGGCGACCUGAUCAAGGCGAUAUUAGCCGAGGGCAAGACGCCCAAGUGCUACUGGGGGUCCGCACCCACGGGACGACCCCAUAUCGGAUACUUCGUCCCGCUUACCAAGAUCGCGGAUUUCCUCCGCGCAGAUGUGGACGUAACCAUCCUAUUAGCCGACGUCCAUGCUUUCUUAGAUAACCUCAAGGCUCCGUUGGAGCUCGUCGCCUACCGAACGCAGUACUACAAGAAACUUCUCCUUGCCGUGUUUACCUCCCUAGGCAUCCCCACCUCAAAGCUCCUUUUUGUAGAAGGAUCAUCCUACCAGUUGAGCAGGGAGUACAACCUUGACAACUACAAGCUCUGCACAAUCGUGACAGAGCACGACGCGAAGAAAGCUGGCGCCGAGGUCGUAAAACAGGUGGAGAGUCCGCUCCUUAGCGGUCUCAUCUACCCUGGCAUGCAAGCUCUUGACGAGCAAUACCUCGACUGCGACUUCCAAUUCGGCGGUGUCGACCAAAGAAAGAUCUUCACGUUCGCAGAGCUCUACCUCCCUCGCCUCGGCUACCGCAAGCGCGCGCACCUCAUGAACCCUAUGGUCCCUGGUCUCGCAGGAGGCAAGAUGUCCUCCUCAGACCCGAACUCCAAGAUCGACUUCCUAGACCCGCCCGAGGUCGUCCGCCGCAAGAUCAAGAGCGCCUUCUGCGAAGAGGGCAACACCACCCAGAACGGCGUUCUCGCCUUCGUAAAAGCCGUGCUCAUCCCCAUCAGUGAGCUUCGCAUCGAGCGCCUCCAAGGAAAGACGGGGGCGGACGCGGAGGAGGGCGCGGGGGCCGUAGGCGAACAGACCCCCUUCGUCCUCGAGGGCGCCCCCGAGGGCACCGUGUUCUCGAUCUUCCGGAAGGAGGAGCAUGGCGGGUCGCUCCACUACAGCAACUUCGACGCGCUAGAGGCAGAUUACGCAGCGAAGAAGGUGCAUCCGAAGGACCUCAAGACGGCGGUCGCGGACGCGAUUGUGCGGUUGCUGGACCCGAUUCGGCAGAUGUUCGAGGCGGACGAGGAAUGGCAGAAGGUCGAAAAGCUCGCCUACCCAGAUCCUAAUGCGAAUCCGGAGAAAAAGAAGAAGGUCAGAGUGUACCACCCCCCUCCCCCGGGCAAAGGGAAGAACACCCAGCCCGCGGAGACUACCGCAGCAUCAGAAGAUGGGGCGCAUUCUGCAGCAGAGGCUGCCAAGCAGGAGGGUUCGUCAUGACGAAGUAAGGCAGAAUGUUUCCGUUGUUGUAGCCGACCCGGUUCUGUAUCAACGCGGUUGUGAGUCAUAACAGCCCGCGAUAGUUGAUUUUGGUACAGGAAGCGUUGUUGCCACGACGGGUAUUGCGAGCAGAUCGGAAGAAUACAGAUCAAUCAGCCAUGUUGAACUACAAGAUCUUGUUCACGAUCGACAUGCAUGGAAUGUCGUAG
Messenger RNA from Dichomitus squalens LYAD-421 SS1, 1537 nucleotides. RefSeq names its product tyrosyl-tRNA synthetase. Bases 36 to 1328 code for a protein of 430 amino acids. Gene Ontology annotation, biological process: tyrosyl-tRNA aminoacylation. The transcript has 6 exons. NCBI's taxonomy places the organism in Eukaryota, Fungi, Basidiomycota, Agaricomycetes, Polyporales, Polyporaceae. Gene Ontology annotation, molecular function: ATP binding; tyrosine-tRNA ligase activity. The record is from RefSeq and is a predicted model, not a curated record.